AUGCAAAUACAAUAAUUGAUUAAUUAAUAAUUAGUUUUUUACAUUCUGAUUAAAAAAAUAGAAAUUUGCCAGCAAUUAAUUUAGCAGCCAAACGAUUAUCCUACAUUAUAUAUAAUCAGUAAACUAAAAAAACAAACAAAUAACUUCAAAAUGAAUGCAGAUAAAAUUAAAAAAUGGCUCUUUUUAUAAGAUAAUAAUCCUAACACCUAAAAGUAUUUAACAGAAAUGCAUUUUUAAAGACUGAAAUGGAUGAGGUACUGUUGUAUUAUUCUGAUUAUUUGCUUUGUUUUAUUUUAUAUGGAGUAUAUCCUAGAAGAGAAGAAGUAUAUUUCUAUUUAUUUUAUAGUCAGCAUUACCUCUCUCUUUGGUCUUUUAGGAAUACAUUUUUUCACCAAACUAAAAUAGCACUACUCUUACUUUCUAUCUGCUUGCAGAUUAACUAUUUCUUUAACAUUUUUGCUGGUUGGAAAGGAAGAAAUUUAAGAAAUAUGCUCAUCUAUCUAAUACUUCAAUAUUUUAGUAAAUAUUUAUUUAGCCCUAGCUCUUUAAGCUCCUAACUUUAUUAUAGAUUCUACUUCUAUUUUAGUGCAAAUAGGAGUACUGACCUUCUCGUUUGGUAUUUCUUUUUUCAGUAUAUUGAGCCUAAUUUUAAGUUACAUAUUGAUAUUUAUAUACAAAUAUAAUUCUACCAAGUAGCUUGUUGAAAAUUAUGAAAAGUAUUAAAAUCAAAAUUAUUGGUCUGCUUUUGUUUUGAAUAAAUAUCCAAUAUCUUUUUUUGUAACUAAAUAUUAAAAUCAGUUACAAUCUUUUGUCUUAAAAAACUAUAAUAAAGAAGCUUAAAUAAAGUACAAUUAUCUUAGUAAUGAAUAAAAUUUCUUAAAAUUCCUCCAAAGCAUCAAAGUUAACUUAACUAUGUCCUAAUUUUCUAUUGCUGAUGAAUUUAAAUUGUCAGGGAAAGAUACUGACUUUUUAACAUUUUUGAAAUAAAAACAGAAGUCUAAUUCUCUGCUAAACCAAUAAAAAUAAAACUAAAAAGUAUAUUCUCAAGUUGCAUCUGUUAACAAAGAUGAUUUAGAUAAGCAUAAGCAUCAAAAGUUAGCAGUUAAAAAGUUAAUUUCAACUAACACCCUAUCUUUUAACAAAAGCAAUACAUAAAGUUAAUUAAAAAAAGCUUAUUUAGAAACCGCAUCUAAAACUAUAAACGAAAACACAUUAUCUGAUAUAUUAAUAGCCCAGAGAUUAUGGCAAGAUAUAGAAGCUGAACAUGUAAUAAUUAGGGUAUUUGAAGGAGAAAAUAUGGAUGAAUUUAUGUUUUCAAUUGAAGAAUAUCCUGUAUAAAAUUAGUCUUAUCAAGGCGUUAAAAAACUUAACAAAAAGCUUACUAAAGUUGCUAUUUCAGGGCUAAAUUCUUUUAAUCAAAAGUUUAAUAUUUUUUAAAAUUCAUUAAAAUACCUUAAAGAAUUGGCAAAAGAAAUUGAUUAAAGUAUUUAAGGCAGAAUUAGAAAUACUCAUAUUGUUGAUACAUUGAAGUUUUAGAUAAAUGGUAUGCUUUAAGAAGCUGUAAUAUUAAAAAAUAGGAUAUUUUGUAUUGAAAAUUACAUGAAUAUUUUUGUUAAAAAGAAUCAAGUUAAGCUUAAAAGCGAUUAAAUAAACUUAGAUCAAAUGCUUUCACUGCUCAAUAAUUUCUUCCCUUAGGUUGAUAUCAAAAGAAAUUAUUUGGAUAAGAUUAUCCAAAAUGAUUAAGAAAAAAUUAUGUAUAUUUUGAUUUCUUACAUUUCGAAUGCAGCUACAUGUGCUAAGGUUAUGCCAAUAAAAAUGGAAGUUAGCAGUGUAAGCAACGAUCCUAACAUAAAUUUAGUUAAAAUGCCAAUUGAGAGAAUAACGAAUGAAAAUAUAUAAGAUAACAACUCUUCUAAUUAAUAUAAUAGUGGGAUAGCAGGAGGUGGUGUUAUUAUAACUCUGAAUAAUAAUCAACAUCAUGCAACUGAAGACGAUAAACCUUCUCCUCAAUAAUUAGAUAAUCUAUCACAUAUAUAAAAAGCUAAUAAUAAUAAUAACAAUAAUUUGUAAAUAAAUUAAAAUAAAACAUUUCUUUCAACUGCAAACCCUUAAUCAUAAUUAAAUCAAAAUCUGCCUGCUGCUUCUCCUACUUAAAUUUAGUCACAAUACCCAAGCACAAACUUUUUAUUAACAGGAAACAACAAUCUUAAUCUUCAUUAUAAUACUGGAUCACAAGCAGCGAAUAAUUCUAGAGAAGGAAUCAAUUUAUAUAAUAACUAAUAUAACUAACAAUAGCAGAAUCCUUCUAAUUAAUUCAUUUAAGUUAGAUAAAAUUCGUUUGCUAAUGAUAGCAAUUCUUACUUGGAUGGAAUCAUUUUUAAGAUAAGUUUUUACCACGAAAAAGGCGAAGGUUUGAUGGACCAUUUCAACUGCUCGGAAGACAAAGACUCUUCCAAAGUUGAACAAAAAAUUUUACAGAAAUUUGUUAAAGCUGUUGGUCCUUAGCAAAAUAUUAUUUGCAAGUCUCAAAUGUAGAUAAAGAGUAGCGAAGAAGAAGAUGCAGAUGAUGUAGAUGAUGCUUUAAAUAUUCAUGAUUUUGAAUAAUUUGCUUUUUAUUAAAAUCAUUUCAAAUAGUUUUAUCAGAGUAAAUAGAAUCAGUUUAAAAAAAUAUCCUCAAAAACAAGCUUUUCAAACAACAGACCGUAUUAAAAGUCAAAUUAUUUCAAUCAUCAAAAUGAAGAAGACGAAGAAAAUAACAUUAGUAAUAACUAGACCCAAGAUUAGUACACUCUAUCAACUUUUGAAUUGAUAGUUUUUAGGAAUAGUGAGAUUUCUAACAACACAUUUUUUAAAACUAGAAAUUCAAUCGCAAGUGUUAAGACUCACUUCUAAUUAAAUAGGAUUAAUACAGAUGACAUGAUAACAAGGAUAAAGGCAUCAUCUUCUAACUUUUAAAUAGCUAAUUUAAAUAAUCCCAAAAUGAAUAUAAACAAUAUUUCUAAUACUUAUCACUAUUAAGCUGAUGGAAACUAAAAUUUAAAAAACACAUCAAACUAAUUACCUACCUUCAACUUUUAAAAAAAUCUAAUAAUUGGAAACACAGAGGCCAUUUAAAACAUAAUAAGGUAAAUACCAGAUUAAGAGGAAAUGAGUGAAGGAAUACAAGAUAUUUCUGAUGAAUUGAAACAUGGCGAACAGCAUUCAGUACCACCUUCUAUCUUUUAGAGAACUCUUCAAUUCCAAACAGACCACAUACACGAUAAUUAAUCUCAUAUUUAAUCAUUCGAGGCAAUACCUACUCAAAUAAAUAAAGAAAAUAAGCAUGAACAGCUAAAAUAAGACUCUUAACAAAAUAUUUUAAAUUGCGAUAUGAUCGAACUGAUGAUUAAGAAUAAAGAAAAUAACGAGAUAAUAAAUAGUAAUUAAAUUUCAAGCUUUAGUAGCCCACUUAAGACUAAAUCUUUUUAAAAUAUUAUAACCAUAUCUUAGAGUGUUAAAAAUUGA
Tetrahymena thermophila SB210 is the source of this 3504-nucleotide messenger RNA. Its product is annotated as transmembrane protein, putative. The transcript is spliced from 5 exons. NCBI's taxonomy places the organism in Eukaryota, Ciliophora, Oligohymenophorea, Hymenostomatida, Tetrahymenidae. The record is from RefSeq and is a predicted model, not a curated record.